Fusarium fujikuroi IMI 58289 is the source of this 678-nucleotide messenger RNA. RefSeq lists its product as uncharacterized. The coding region runs from base 1 to 678 and encodes 225 amino acids. NCBI's taxonomy places the organism in Eukaryota, Fungi, Ascomycota, Sordariomycetes, Hypocreales, Nectriaceae. The transcript has a single exon. The record is from RefSeq and is a predicted model, not a curated record.
AUGGAGCCUCUCCCCUCCCAUCGCCAGUUGAUUACAUCCCUCAUAAGUUCCAUCUCCAAUAUCGCGCCACCAACCACCGCAGAAGACACAUCAUCAGUGCAGCCACUUCGGGCCGCUCAACACCCUACAUUAUCACCCUUACAAACCAUUCUCCCCUCUCAACGGCCUCUACUAUUAACUCUUCACGUGCUGUUCCCAACUCUUCUGCUCCCAGCGCUGGAUCUUCUCGAUCGGGGACUCGUUAUCAGGCUAUUGCGAAAUGAGGAGCUUCAAGAUGGGAUUUCAUCAGAUAAGAUAAAGAACGACAUGUUUCUUGUUCGCUCUCUCGCUACAACACUUUCGCGCCGGACGCGAGACUUCAGUUCAUCAUUGAAGCGCUACGUUAUACAUCUUGAUGCGUGGAAUUGCACAUGUCCGAGCUUUACGUUGGAUGCUUUCCCGGCCCAUGCUCAUUCUCAUGCUGUCUCAACAACAACCCAAGUGCAGCAAUUACCAACUGAAGAUGGGCAGUGGUCUUUUGGAGGCAAAGGUAUAGAUCCAUGGGGUGAUGCUCCUCCAUGUUGCAAACACCUCCUUGCAUGCUUACUUGUUGAUAAAUGGUCAGAAAUGCUCGGUAUGUAUGUUGAGGAUCGGGUUGUAUCAAAAGGUGAAAUGGCUGGUAUCGUAGCCGACUUGUAA